UUAGUUUCUAUGGUAACCUCUGAGUUUCGAAAGGGCGAAAAGCUUGUCCUGGAGUGACUAGCUCUUUUACAAAAUAUUGUCGUGUAAGAUUUUUUGCACCAAUAUACCAGUCUAAAUAUUGUAUUUGCUAAACAUCUAGUUCCAAACAGUUUUCAUAUUAGUUUUAGCCUUCAGCCAGUCUGAGUCCACUUUCAUCGGUAGGAUAUUUAACUAACGUUAGCAUUUCGUUUAGUUGUUACAGUACGUUAGUUUCGGUACAUUUUGACCAUGGAAAUCCCUGACUAUGAUAAUAAGGCAGCUCUGCAGCAGGUGAAUCAGUUUUGGUCGAUGUUAGAUGACAUGUCUCAGAAUAAUCCGGAGGAGUACAGGACCUUCAUUGAACGCCAGUUACGGGAAGGAGCGGAGAUUCACUCACCGCCGCAUCCGCACGCCUGCAUCCGCACUGCUCUGCUGGUACCAAAGGAAGGAAUAUUGUACAUUAACAUGUGCAGCUGGAAACGUGUUCCAGCGCCCACUUCUUACAGUGAUCCUGUUCCUGUGUGUGGAGGACGAUUGGAGACAGUGACUGAGGAGAAAGAGCAAUACAGUGUUGUUGAUGUGGCCUUCAACCCUGAGGUUCUGCAGAUGGCAGAGAAAGACAAAGAUGAGAAAGAGAAGCUUCACCUACUUGCUCUGAAUUUCAUCCAGCAGCAGCACAAUCUAAAUCUGUCCCAGCACUACAAACUCACCAAAGACCAAAUCAAAGGCAGAAUUCAAGAUAUGAAGCUGCGUCUCAUCGCACCACAGACAUGCAAAUCGUCUGCCAAAAGCCCACAAUGUGAACCAGCCCCAUCACUCCUGCAGCAGAUCUCCUCACUGCGGCUGGCUGAGAGUAAUGAGGACUCAACCAUCCAACUGAACAUAGAGCAGGAGAAUAAACCAGCCCGAUCAGGUCUCAUUGAAGUGAUUUCCAGCACAGAAUCAGAACAUUCGCAGUCACAACAACAACCCAAGCAUCAUCUCACAGUCUGUCCUGAUGGCAGUGGCUCAUCUAGGAGCCUGCAGCUGAGUGUUGAACUUCCUGGGGUGAGAUCUGUGUCACAGUGCCAGCUCAGCAUCUCUCAGGGUGAUAUUCUCCUGGAAGUAGAAGACCUUUAUUAUCUUCAUCUUCAUUUUCCUGAGUUGGUCAAGGAGGAGACAUGCACUGCAACGUUUCAUAAGAAGAAACAAAUUCUAAAUGUUACAGUUUCUGUGUUAUGAGAAGACAACUCUUAUUUAUCCAGAAACUGAGAAUAUAAACACUAUAUUUGUAUUACCGACUGUUGUCAAGAUCAUUAAUCAUGCAAUGAAAUUCACAGUUACAUCAAUAAUUAUACAGUAUGCAUCAUUUUUGGCUU
Messenger RNA from Onychostoma macrolepis, 1376 nucleotides. RefSeq names its product PIH1 domain containing 2 (gene pih1d2). Lineage: Eukaryota; Metazoa; Chordata; Actinopteri; Cypriniformes; Cyprinidae. The record is from RefSeq and is a predicted model, not a curated record. Gene Ontology annotation, cellular component: cytoplasm; R2TP complex; ribonucleoprotein complex. The coding region runs from base 268 to 1239 and encodes 323 amino acids. The transcript is spliced from 5 exons. Gene Ontology annotation, biological process: box C/D snoRNP assembly; rRNA processing.